UAAACAGCCGAGGAUUUUUUUUUCCCUUCUCCCCACCCCUCCAGCGCUGGGUGUAUGUGUGUGUUAUCACUAGGUGAAAAUACCAAAUGCGUGCUGCACGCCUCGUCUCCGCGCUCCUCACGCCGGCCAAAGGGGGUCCUCUCCGCCCGUGUGUCUCGCCAUUUCCCCGGCGAUGAGAUUGCGUGAUUCGAGCCUCGACAUCCACCUCCCCCCCAUCUCUCCGCCCUGGGUGGACUGGCCCUUGGAGAAGCGUCCGAGCUCUGGCAGCAGCAGCAACAGCAGCAGCAACAGCUACAGCGCGAACAAGUCUCUCGCCAGUCUCGUCUCUCCGCUCGCCAAGUUUGCGCACGGCAUCUGAGCCGGCUGGAUACCGUGGUGGCAAUCAGCUCUCUGAUCGUGCAACACACACAAAAACCCCCACACACACAAACAUGCUGCAAAUGGAUGUAAUUCCAGUAAUUCUGGCUUUCGUACUCUCCGCUAAAUCAGUCUUAGGGUUUGGAGUGGACCCUGACUUGCAAAUCGAUGUCACCCGAGAGCUGGAUCUCGCUAAUACGACGACUGGAGUUGCUCAGGUACCGGGGUUAUAUAAUAACAGCAAAGCAUAUUUGUUUCAAGAUGUGGAGAGACGGAUAGAGGCAACUCCACACACGACGAAGAAAAUGGUCCAACUGCUUCGAAACAAGAGCGAGUUCACCGUUAUAGCAACUAUCCAACAGAAGGUUUUAACCUCGGGUGUCAUCUUGUCCAUCCACCAGUCUGAUCUCAGGUAUUUUGAACUGGAGAGCAGCGGCCAAAGAGAUGAGAUAAGAUAUCACUACAGUUUCAACGGGAGAUCCCGGACUGAGGUGUUUCCGUAUCGACUGGCCGACGGUCUGUGGCAUCGCAUUGCGCUCUCUGUCAGCGCCUCCCGCCUCUUGCUUCAUGUGGAUUGUAACAGGAUUUAUGAGCGUGUGAUUGAUACUCCUCAGUCAGUGCUCACUCCAGGGACCAGUGUGUGGUUAGGACAACAGAAUGCCAGGCACGGACUAUUUAAGGGCAUUCUGCAGGACGUCAAGAUCAUCUUGAUGCCUAAUGGAUAUGUAAUGCAGUGCCCGGACCUGAAUCGCACAUGCCCGACUUGCAGUGACUUCCUCAACCUGGUCCAAGGCAUCAUGGAUCUGCAGGACCUGCUGGCAAAAAUGACAUCUAAAGUAAGUUGA
Leucoraja erinaceus (little skate) is the source of this 1202-nucleotide messenger RNA. Its product is annotated as protein kinase C-binding protein NELL1-like. The record is from RefSeq and is a predicted model, not a curated record. The transcript is spliced from 7 exons. The coding region runs from base 432 to 1202 and encodes 256 amino acids. NCBI's taxonomy places the organism in Eukaryota, Metazoa, Chordata, Chondrichthyes, Rajiformes, Rajidae.